AUGUGCAGACAAUUACUUCAUUUUUAUUGGGAACCUGAAGAUCCAAAGGAGGAUCCAGAUGAAUCUGAAGAGGAUUCAGAAGAUCCUGAAGAAUCAGAACAUGAUCUCGAAGAGUGUGUGGAGGAUCCAAUAGAGAAUCUUGAAGCUAUCCUGCCUGAGAUUACCCCAAAUGAAUUCAGGCUGAAAGGGAUAAUAUUGACCACUAUACUAGUAAUAAUCAACAUGAUCAGGGGCGCCGGUGAAACUAGUUACGCCACCAACUCAAGGCUCCAAGAGAAAGCGAUCUAUCGAACGAAGCCCGUAUCGACGAACGCCAUCGAAGAAGUGUAUAAGAAGUUGCUCCCUGAGCAUAUGGUCAUUGUCGAUCUCGGUUGCUCUUCUGGUCCCAACACCUUCAUUGUGGUCUCUCAGGUACUCAACAUCAUUAUUGAACUCCGUCGUAUGAUGGAGAUGAAUAAGCCGUUGGAUGUGCAAUUCUUGUUGAACGACCUCCUAGGGAAUGACUUCAACUAUGUCUUCCAAUCACUACAUAAGUUCAAGAAAAAAGUGGAGGAGGAGACUAAGGGAGAGUUGCUGGUGCCGUAUUAUGUGGUCGGAGUGCCAAGAUCAUUCUAUGGAAGGCUUUUUCCUCGUGCGAGUGUCCAUUUCUUUUAUUCUUCCUACUCUCUAAUGUGGCUCUCGCAAGUACCUAAAGAACUAGAAAAUGAGCAAGACCCAUUUGAUGAUUCACAAGAUCAUUCUUUUAAUUUUGCUCUACCAAACUACACAAAAAGUGCAAAAAAUGUGGCGGAUUGUAUUCGUGCAGUGUUAGAACCGUUGAUUGUGCAUCAGUUCGGGGAUGUCAUACUUGAUGAUUUAUUCACACGAUACACACAUAAUGUUUCUAAGCACCUUAUCAAGGAGAAAUCCAACCAUACCAUUUUAGUCUUUGCCUUGAAAAAAUGUAUUUGA
Messenger RNA from Zingiber officinale, 951 nucleotides. RefSeq names its product anthranilate O-methyltransferase 3-like. Lineage: Eukaryota; Viridiplantae; Streptophyta; Magnoliopsida; Zingiberales; Zingiberaceae. Gene Ontology annotation, molecular function: S-adenosylmethionine-dependent methyltransferase activity. The transcript is spliced from 6 exons. The record is from RefSeq and is a predicted model, not a curated record. Gene Ontology annotation, biological process: methylation. The coding region runs from base 1 to 951 and encodes 316 amino acids.